Molecule: messenger RNA, 3072 nt
Organism: Brassica napus (rape)
Lineage: Eukaryota; Viridiplantae; Streptophyta; Magnoliopsida; Brassicales; Brassicaceae
Product: cytochrome P450 97B3, chloroplastic-like
Exons: 6
Coding region: 2338-2817 (159 amino acids)
Molecular function (GO): monooxygenase activity; iron ion binding; heme binding
Source: RefSeq, a predicted model, not a curated record
AGCAUUUCUUCUUCCGUCAUGGGCUUACCGUAAUAUUCUAAUUGUGCCGCUAUCCAUAAUAUAGCAGAAUUUUACGUUUGCCCAUUCAUCGAGUGCAUGGGGAAGAGUUAUUUUCUUCUGGUUAUCGAACCUUUCUUUUAGAGCUUUCCAAAGAUCUAGAGGAUCUUUUAUCCUUGCAUAGUCAUGCGUAAGGUUUUCGUCUAGGUGCUUUCUCAGAAAUAUUACGGCCUUAGCCUUUUCAUGAGAGGCUGAUUUAUUUCCUUCUUUUAUUGUAUCGAGUAUUUUCUCCGAAUCUAGAUGAAGCUCCAUAUUUGUGAUCCAUGCCAUGUAAUUUGCUCCAGUAAUUUUAAGAGCCGAAAACUGAAGUUUCUCGAUAUUUGCCAUUUGAAUUUCUAAAAAAACAAAAUAAUAAAUUUUAUUAGAAUUUCAUAAUUUAAAAUGAACCAUUUAUAUUGAUUAUACACGCAAUUACAAGGAAAAAUAACGUUAUAAAAGUAAACUAAUAUUUGUUAUAAAUUCUUCGAGAAUAAAUUCUCCAACAAGUAGACAAUACAUAGAAGCAAAAAUUACAAUUGCACAUAAAAUAAAAAAUAAGCGAAUCAUCUUUCUUACGAUAGAAAAACCGGAAUAUGGCGAUUUGAAAAUAUUUGAGAGAAGAUGAAAUGUUUGGAUGAAGAAAAUAAGUAAAGUAUGAAUAUAUUAAUAGGUGAAAAAUACUGUUCAUAGUCGUUUGAAAAGAGUAAAUUUUUUUUGAAAAUUUUCUUUGUGACCGUUGGGAUUAAAUCAUUUGAACCGAAAAUCAGUGUGAAAAUAUCGUAAUAAACUGUUAACCAAAUUCAGUAAAUUUCAUAAUAUUUUAUAUAAGUGACCAAACAUCCCAAUAUAUAAAAAGGGAUUGAGGGAGACAUUUUAACCUAUCCACCUAAGCACAAAAAAUCAUCCAAUCAGAGGGGUUUAAUUCGCCAUGUCAUUUUUGUUUUAUCGACAGAAGAUAAAACCUGGGCUUUUAGUAUGAUUUUUUUUUUUUUUGUAAAUGGCAUUCAUAUUUUUAGUAUGAUUUUGUUACAUGUAUUUCUUCUUAUCCCAACAAUGGAGCACAUUGUCUGUCUAAAGCCUGAUACCUGUAAAAUAUAAUUCUCCAUCAUCGUCUUCAAUCUUAUCUAAUCACCACCUCAUCUGUACCGCUUCCCCUUCUCCUCUUGAACGUUACGUUCAACAACUCUUAAAGCUCAAUCAUUAACUGCAGAUAUCCUAAUGCCAAUAAUCAUUUUCAUCCCACCAACUCCACAUUAUAUAUAUCCCUCAUGUAUUUCUUCAUUCCCCUCUUCACUUCAGCCACAUAAAUCAAUUUAUAAGAAGCUACUGAAGGCAACGGACACAGAGAAAUUUUUUUUUAGCAAGCCAGAAACACAACGAAGGGUGACUUACUAAUUGGGCUGGAACUCUUUUUAUUGAUGAAUAGGUAUGAACUCAUCUCUAUAUGACGACUAUUGGGUUCCUUGAAAUUCAGAUUUGCUGUCUGAAACUAUUCUAUCACAUGGUUGUGUCAUAUAGGUGUUCAUCUCUUCAAGUCGUGUACCCACCUACAGCUUAAUUUCUUUGCAACCAAAAGCAAAUAGAUAUAAUGUGUUCUCGACCACGGCCACAUCGUUUGUUUCAUUCACAACUCUGUUAUCUUGGAGAGAACCGCCUGGUGUUUCAGUUGGACAGAUUCAUGUUCCUUUCAUCUAAAGAAUUUGAAGCGAACUCUGAUCUCAGUGGUAAUCUCUAUGGAAGGUUUACAUACUCUUAUGAACUAUUUUUUGUUGUGGAAAUCCUUUGAAGAAAGGAGAUUUGGUGCACCUUCAGCCUAAAGAUGGCCCUGUCCUGAAUGCUUACCUGUUGGAUCAGGCUGCCAAUGAGUUUUAUAAUAGCCUACAAACUCCAACCGUUCGCUUAGUCAUAACAGUCAACACAAAACGUAUAGGAGGUACCUUUUGACUCACUUUGUAACUCAUGGUUAUCCUGCACGAUUUCUCACUUAUUAGUUUGCUAAGUAUAUAACUUUAGAUUCCACUUCUUCCGGCCAGUCCUUAAUUGAGUAUCUAUCCUGGUCUGUAUCCCUUGCUCAUUUUAAUUUAUAGUUGUGAACUCUAUCUGACUCAAAAAUAUGUUUUACGUCGGCUCAAAACCAAGAUGUUGCUGUUAUGGUCAAUGCGUCUGAGGUGACAAAGGCCGAGACGCUAACCAUUCGUGACAUCUUUGCCUUCUUGAAACAGGAACCAGAUCAGCCCACAUUGAUAAUGUUGUGCGCGCGGUACUCUAGCUGGUUGAUGUACCCAAAAUAUGAGAACGUGAAUGCAAAAGGAUAUGGUGUACUUAUAUCUCCAACUUAAAGACGGCGGGAGAGCCCGUAUUUAUCUGUGGUACAAAAUUGCCGCCAGUGCUCUUGCUCACCACUCUGAAUUCAUAGACACUAGGAGGUGUGUUUGUUUCCUUGAAGCUACCAACUUUGUUUGCUUCCGUGAUAUUUUUCAUCUAAAGCAUACAAGAGUGUAUAAAUAUGAGUUUGUUCGAAAAGCUUAUGUUGUUAUCUCAGAUCCGAUUGUUGCAAGGCAUGUCCUCGGAGGAAACACUUUCAGUGACAAGGGAGUUCUUGCUGAGAUCUUCCAGCCGAUUAUGGGAAAAGGGUUGAUACCAGUAGACCUAGAUGCAUGGAAGUUAAGAAGAAGAGCUAAAUCUUAUGAUUCCCUACAUUAUCUAGAGGCUAUGGUCAAAAUAUUUAGUGCCUGUUCAGAGAAAAUAAUACUCAGGUCUGAGAAACUCUUACGAGAAUAAGAGGUCUCAAGCGGAGGGGACACAAUCAAGUUGGAUCUUGAUGCAGAAUUCUAGAGUCUCUUCACAUUACAGGGCUUACACCGCUUACCGUAUUCAACUACGACUUUUGUUCUGUCACAAGGAGUCCCAUGUCAUUAAGUUUUUUGAUUUUUGAGUAUACUCUUCACCAAGUUUAUAUACUAAGCUGAUUCAUUCUUCAAUUUCUCUGUUACAUCAGAUGCGGUUUAUGAAAUUCUUUAAUUCUUUUUUGAGGCA